CCGGUGAGGAUAGCGGCCAGCUGUUUGUUGUGCCAGGCGAGACAGCAGGACGGAGCCCGAGCUUUUCCACAGGAUUUCUCUCAAAGGAACCGUUUUCAGAGACUGCCACGAUGAGUCUAGCAAAGUUUUUCGGCUUCGGAAAGAAUGAGAAGUCCAUCACGCCCGGAGAGGCGAUCCAGAAACUGCGAGAUACGGAGGAAAUGCUGUGUAAGAAGCAGGAUUUCUUGGAGAAAAAGAUUGAUCAGGAAAUCUCUCUUGCGAAGCAGCACGGAUCCAAAAAUAAGAGAGUGGCCCUGCAAGCUCUGAAGCGUAAGAAGCGAUAUGAGAAACAGCUGCAACAGAUUGAUGGCACUCUUAGCACCAUUGAGAUGCAGCGUGAGGCCUUGGAGUCGGCUAGCACGAACACCACAGUCCUGCAGACCAUGAAUGAAGCUGCCAAGGCUCUGAGGGCAGCACACCAGGACAUGGACGUGGACAAGGUUCAUGACAUGAUGGACGACAUUGCAGAACAGCAGGAGGUUGCCCAUGAGAUCUCUGAGGCCAUCUCCAACCCUGUUGCAUUUGGUGAUGGCGUGGAUGAGGACGACCUGCUGGCUGAGCUUGAGGAGUUAGAACAAGAGGCUCUGGACGAGAAACUCCUAGAGACCACAGGAGUCACAGACGAGCUUCCAGAAGUUCCCUCGGCUAUUCCAGAGACCGUCUCCAAGAAGAAAGCCAAAGAGGACUAUGAUGAUGAUAUGGCGGAACUUGCAGCCUGGGCCUCAUAAGCAUGGUUCUCUGUAUGGAUCCCUGCCCAGUUUCGUUGGCCUUCCGGUUAUCAAGCCUGGUGCAAGUGGCUGUCUCAUUGGGACUAUCUGUGUGUGGCUUACCUCGUGGCACCUGCAUUCAAAACAGCCUGUUUCUUCUUAUUUUCAUGUAAUGUUAAUUAUUCAUUGAUUAUGGGUUAAUAGAUAUCUAUGUGUACAUUCUUCAAAUUACAGUGAUAACCUUUUGCGAGUGCUUCAGGUAAAUGUGCAAACUGCUCAGUUCCUUGUGGGUUUUUAGAGCGAUUCACUUCAGUGCUUUGUAUAUUGGAUUAAUUGAGUGGUUAAAUUGCUUGCUUUUUAAAUAUAAGCUGAGUAAUUUGGAGUGAUCAUACUUAUCAUAGGAGCUACAUGAUUUUUUUUUUUUUUUUUUUCUUUCCUUUUUUUUUCUCUCCAUCUAUCAUUACAUGUCUUCUGUUAUAUUACUUCCCUUUCAAUGCAGUCUUAUAGCUCAUCAGAUUUUAGUAUGAAUAAUAGAACAAGAAAAUGAUGUAACUUGUACAAACAUCACUCACUCAUCCAUACACAAAUUCACUCACUCAUUCACUCAUUCAACUCACUUAUGCACUCAACUAACUUAUUUUCUAUUUCUAUUUCUUUAUCCUUUUUCACUUUUUCUCAUACAAAAUAGGAAAGAAUACAAAGUACUAUCAUAGAACCAGGGUUCUAUGUUGAAAUAUGCACUCAUGUAUUCUAUUCUGAGUACUAUGUCAGCUUAUGUUCCCUCUCUCUCUUCUUCACACUCAUUACAAAUAUAAUUUGUCAAUUCCUUUCCAAUAGUGCUUUUUCCUGUCAGUGAAUGCCUAAGUACCGAGCUGCUAAUGUUAAGCAGAAUUCUUCACUGCAGAGAUGUUAGCUGUCUGUAGACAUUUUAUAAGGAAAUUGAUUUUUUUUUUUUUUUUUUCUUUUUUUUUUUUUUAAUUGUAUACAUGCAUUAUUGUAAGAGUUAAAAAUUAAUUGGCAGAUGCAUACUAUAUCGUAGUCACUGGUACAGAAUUGAUGAAGCAUUGCUCUCAUUAGUGUUACAGGAUGUAUUUUCUUCUUUUGGUUAUUUUGAUUACUAUUUUAUAUGUAUGCUUUGGUCAGUGUAUGUUUCUUAGUAGUUUUCAAUAUUAUUAUUUUUAUUCUUUGAUUCUUUUUACUUUAUAACUUGGACAAUUGGGAACCCUUCCUCAUUCACAUUGGUAUAUUGGCUGAAGCCAUGUCACUUCAAAAUUUCUUGUUAAAUUUGGUGAAGUUCAUAAGAUGGUAUUUCAGCAAUUGGGCCCAGAAGUGUUUUGACAUGCCCUGAAGUUGUUUCUGUAAUAGGAAAAUGUGCCUUACCAAAAUUGACAUGUUCAAGCUACCCAUUUGAGGAAACCCAUCACGUCAUAUCUUGAAUAAACACUGUCACUUCUUAACAACAACAGGCAGUUGUUUAGUUUGCAAGUCCUGAGAUCUUGCCACAUUGCACAGGCCUUUACAAUGAAUCGUCCUUUUGUUAUAUUAUGUACCUUUGUAAAUACUCUAUAUAAGCCCCUGAUGCACCUUAUAUUAAGCUUACAUGAUUCCUACUUUCUAUGAAUGGUGGUUUGUAAAUGAGCCAAGUAGCUAUUAGCAUUGUGCAAGAAUUGAUUUUUCAUGCCAUUGUGAGGUACAGUAUCUUACUGGUGAUGAAGCACAAUGUUAAUAGACACUAGUAUAGUCCAUAAAGUGUUGUAUUAUCUUUCUGUAUUUGCUGCCCCUUCUUUUCAUAUCUUACCAAUUUUCCUUUUAAUUUUGUUGUUUUUUGCUUCUUUUUUUUCUUUCCUCUUCUUUCUGCAAGUAUAUUAAGAUUUAGAAGUGCUAACAUAGAAGGAUUUUAUUUAGUCACAAGUCGUAAAUAUGUUUGAAUUUGAGGAUAUCUGCCAGUGACUUAUUACGAAAACCUAGCUUGUGAUUGUUCAGAUGUAAAGUUAUAUGCAAGAGAUACCAAACACUUUGAAUGGAAUAAUAAAAAUCUGCAUAAGUUUCAAUAUAUGUAUUUGAUAUAAUAGAAAAUGUUAUUUCCA
Penaeus monodon (black tiger shrimp) is the source of this 2833-nucleotide messenger RNA. RefSeq names its product charged multivesicular body protein 4b-like (gene shrb). NCBI's taxonomy places the organism in Eukaryota, Metazoa, Arthropoda, Malacostraca, Decapoda, Penaeidae. The record is from RefSeq and is a predicted model, not a curated record. The transcript has 5 exons. The coding region runs from base 111 to 767 and encodes 218 amino acids. Gene Ontology annotation, biological process: late endosome to vacuole transport via multivesicular body sorting pathway; vesicle budding from membrane. Gene Ontology annotation, cellular component: multivesicular body; ESCRT III complex; cytoplasmic side of plasma membrane.